AUGUCUAUGUCUACGAGGAGUGGGAAGGACUUGUCUGAACCUAGUGAUAAAGGUGGUGACCAGGGGGCGUACAAGAGUGAGGGAUAUGGAGACCAGGGGGCGUACAGGAAUGAGGGAUAUGGUGACCAGGGGGCGUACAGGAAUGAGGGAUAUGGUGACCAGGGGGCGUACAGGAGUGAGGGAUAUGGAGACCAGAGGGCGUACAGGAAUGAGGGAUAUGGUGACCAGGGGGCGUACAAGAGUGAGGGAUAUGGAGACCAGGGGGCGUACAGGAAUGAGGGAUAUGGUGACCAGGGGGCGUACAGGAAUGAGGUAUAUGGUGACCAGGGGGCGUACAGGAGUGAGGGAUAUGGUGACCAGGGGGCGUACAGGAAUGAGGUAUAUGGUGACCAGGGGGCGUACAGGAGUGAGGGAUAUGGAGACCAGAGGGCGUACAGGAAUGAGGGAUAUGGAGACCAGAGGGCGUACAAGAGUGAGGGAUAUGGUGACCAGGGGGCGUACAGGAGUGAGGGAUAUGGUGACCAGGGGGCGUACAAGAGUGAGGGAUAUGGAGACCAGGGGGCGUACAAGAGUGAGGGAUAUGGUGACCAGGGGGCGUACAGGAACGAGGUAUAUGGUGACCAGAGAGCGUACAGGAGUGAGGGAUAUGGUGACCAGAGAGCGUACAGGAAUGAGGGAUAUUGUGACCAGAGAGCGUACAAGAGUGAGGGAUAUGGAGACCAGGGGGCGUACAAGAGUGAGGGAUAUGGUGACCAGGGGGCGUACAAGACUGAGGGAUAUGGAGACCAGGGGGCGUACAGGAGUGAGGGAUAUGGUGACCAGGGGGCGUACAAGAAUGAGGGAUAUGGUGACCAGGGGGCGUACAGGAAUGAGGGAUAUGGUGACCAGGGGGCGUACAGGAGUGAGGGAUAUGGAGACCAGGGGGCGUACAGGAAUGAGGGAUAUGGAGACCAGGGGGCGUACAGGAAUGAGGGAUAUGGUGACCAGGGGGCGUACAGGAAUGAGGGGAUAUGGAACGAGGUAUAUGGUGACCAGGGGGCGUACAGGAACGAGGUAUAUGGUGACCAGGGGGCGUACAGGAACGAGGGAUAUGGUGACCAGGGGGCGUACAGGAACGAGGGAUAUGGUGACCAGGGGGCGUACAGGAACGAGGGAUAUGGUGACCAGGGGGCGUACAGGAAUGAGGGAUAUGGUGACCAGGGGGCGUACAGGAAUGAGCGAUAUGGUGACCAGGGGGCGUACAGGAUUGAGGGAUAUGGUGACCAGGGGGCGUACAGGAUUGAGGGAUAUGGUGACCAGGGGGCGUACAGGAAUGAGGUAUAUGGUGACCAGGGGGCGUACAGGAAUGAGGUAUAUGGUGACCAGGGGGCGUACAGGAAUGAGGUAUAUGGUGACCAGGGGGCGUACAGGAGUGAGGUAUGGUGA
Molecule: messenger RNA, 1425 nt
Organism: Mobula hypostoma (lesser devil ray)
Lineage: Eukaryota; Metazoa; Chordata; Chondrichthyes; Myliobatiformes; Myliobatidae
Product: filaggrin-2-like
Exons: 3
Coding region: 1-1425 (474 amino acids)
Source: RefSeq, a predicted model, not a curated record